Messenger RNA from Sipha flava (yellow sugarcane aphid), 5531 nucleotides. Its product is annotated as PHD finger protein 3-like. The record is from RefSeq and is a predicted model, not a curated record. Gene Ontology annotation, biological process: DNA-templated transcription. Lineage: Eukaryota; Metazoa; Arthropoda; Insecta; Hemiptera; Aphididae. The transcript has 15 exons. The coding region runs from base 401 to 5395 and encodes 1664 amino acids. Gene Ontology annotation, molecular function: protein binding. Gene Ontology annotation, cellular component: nucleus.
GUUUCCAUGAAAUACAAUGGCGGCCGUGCGGCAAAACAACAACAGCAUUAAAAACAAUAAUAUAGAUACUGCCGUAUUAUUGAAUUUUACACGAGAGUCCGACGAUUGUAGGGAUCCGUAACAAAUUUCACGGGACCGUCGUGUGUUUUUCGACUGCGGAAAAGCAGACCGCAUGAAGAAAACCACGGACGAGGUGCGAUAACGCGUUGCACACCAGACACAUUAACGCGCGCGGGCAACGUUCGUCCGGGUGGCAUUGUGAUCGUGAUGAACAUCUCAGCCAAACAAAAGCUUCGGACUCAUAGAACAGCGAGAUAACGCAUUGUGAGCGUACCAGCAGCGGUUCGUCGACAAUUUCACCACUGCGAUCGAAAGGCCAAAACCCGAUAAUUCAAUAAAUAUGUCGUGUUCUAAAAUUACUGAGAAAGUAGAUGAGAAACCUGAAGAUGAAGAGGCCGAUGAUACUUUAGUAGUUGUUGUCAAACCUGAUGGUACAGUGGCUAUAGACCAAGACACAUUCAAUAGAGUUAUAGAAAAUAAAAAAGAGACCAUGAAUAUCAUACAUUUUGAAAACAGUAGUAAUAAAGGUAUAACAACAAAUCCAGAAAAUGGAGAACAAGAAAUAAAUUUGACUGUUCAAGGUUUCUAUCCUUCCAUAUCAACUAAAACAUUAUUAUCCCAAGAUAUUCUACCCAAUGAAAGUGAUAUGUCAAAAAAUUCUAUUUAUUUGGACCAUUGUUAUUAUAAAUACUGCCCACCUAAUACAUCAAAUGAUAACCAAAUUAAUGAGAGUUUUAGGGAAACACUUUCUUCUAAAAUACAACAAUUAACAAGUAAAUUAACUCAAUCACAAAUAGUAAAUGAAAAUGAAGAAAUUGAAGAAAUAACGGUGUCAAUGGCUGAAAAGGAAUUUAAAGAUGGUUCUUCGACUACACCUAUAGAAGAUAUUAAGGCUGGUACACCGACAACUACACAACAUAAUUUCCUUAAAAAUAAUUUACUCAAUACUAGAAAAAUACAGAAUUUAAGAGUUGUAAAAAAUGAAAAAUCAAAAGCCAAAGAUCCAGUAAUUUUGAGAAGUUUGAUACCAAAAAAAAAUUCUGAUGAAGUACGAAAUAAUCAGUCAAUUGAAGGACCAAGAGGUUCUAAAACAGUGAAGCGUUUAUUGCCAUUGAAAUCUCAAGUUAAGAACAAUCGACAAAAAAAACCAGAUGUUGUCAUUGACCAGGUUUUACUUCAAGCUAAUGAAUUAGUUCGUCAAUCUAGUAUUGAACCUAAAAAGUACAUUCAAAAUCAGCUGAUGUUCAAAAAGAAUAAAGAUAAAAUUGGAAAUAUUGAAAAUGGUUUUGAAACAACUUCACAAAAACUUGUUAAACAAAAAUUAGAUGAACCGGAAUUAUUUUCUUCUCCUGAUAUUAUUAUAGAUGAUAAUAAUAAAUCACCCAUUAAAAUAGAAAACAUAGAAGUAGAUCAUAAAAUAUCUACUGUUGAAAAAGUUGAAAACUCAACAAAUAAAGAAAGCCCAAUUUCUGAUGUUGCUAAAGAAUUAGAUGAAGUGGUUGUUCAUAAGGAAGAAUCUGGAAGAGUGAGAAAAGUCUCAAAUAGAACAAGGGAUAAUCCAGCAGAAAAUACUGUAACUAAAACAGUAGAAGAUAUAUUAAACGAAAUUAGUUCAAAAAUAGCAAAUCAAUCAGAAAUAAUUGAUGAGGAAAAUUUGAUAGAUGAACUAGCUGAUCUCAAUGAGGACCUUAAUUCUUCAAAUUUUGUAGCUCCAUCGAAUUCCAGUCAUGAUUUAAUGAACAAAUUAUUGUUUGAUGAUAAUCUUAAUCAAAGUGAUAAGAAUGAUGUCAAAACACCACCAUCUGAUGAUAAAUGUAAAAGCUCAACUGUGAUGUAUGGAAAAUCUGGUAGAAUAUUAACAUUACCUCCAAUUGAAACUCCAAAAACACGAUCUUUAGUUAAAAAAGAAAUUGCAGAUGCUAGUAUUAAAGAUCAAGUUAGACGAAGACGAUCAUCAGAAAAUUCUAAAAGUAUGAAUGAAUAUAGUGAAGAAUCUGAUACUGAUAGAGAAGGAACCAUGACUUCAGAAGACGAUCCAAAUAGACUUUGGUGUGUUUGUAGAAAACCUCAUAACAACAGAUUUAUGAUUUGUUGUGAUACUUGUGAAGAUUGGUUCCAUGGAAAAUGUGUAGGUAUUACAAAGGCUUUGGGUGAACAAAUGGAAGCUCGUUGCGUUGAAUGGAAUUGUCCACCAUGUAGAAAAAAGAAGACUGAAGAAGCACGUAAAAAAUCUGAUGAGGAGAAAACCAAUAAAAAAUUAGAUGAGGAUAAAAAAAAAAAAUCUGGUUCAAUAUCGCCAGUCAUCAAGAAAACUGAUUCAAAAUCUACUAAAAUUCAAUCUUUAUUACAGCAAAAUUGUGUCCACUGUAAAAAGGGUUUUGAAGUUACAGCAAAGGGUUUAUUUUGUGACGAAAUAUGUUUGGAAAAACAUAUUGAAGAUAGUGUAUCUGCAAUAAAAGCUUGUUGUACUUCACCUACUGAAUCACCUGAUAUUAUUUUAUUAGACAAAAAAAAUAGCAGACUAAUCACUGGUGAACAAGCUCCAAAAUUAACAAAUUUAAAACAAUGGAUGAAAGAAAAUCCAACAUUCCAAAUUUUAAAACCUUCAGGCCCUUCUACUAAAAUAAAUCCCAGUAAACUAACUCCAAAAUCUCAAAAUAAUUCUAAGUUGACCCAAAGUACUUUAAAAUUUGUUAAGAAAGAAAAUGAAAAUCGUCUCAAGAGACCAGCUACUAGUCCAGAUAAACAUAAAGCAAAAGAAAUUAAGAAAGAAUUUGAUGUAUCAGAGUUAUUACAGCCUGAUAAAAUGAAAUUAGUUUAUGUUAAAAAGGAUUCAUCAAAGUCUCCAAUGCCUCAAAAAGAACUUAUGAAACAUACGCUUUCCCAAAAAGAGUCAUCAAAAUCUGUACAAGUUACACCGGUAAAACCAACUAUUACAACUCCUUCUAAAGGAACUGCUGUACAAAAAGUUAUAAAGAAGAAACUAGAACCUGUUAAAAAACCAGAACCUAUAAAAGAAAUUGUCAGUGAAAAAAAAGGAGAAGAACAAUUGCGCUCUAAUGUAAGAAAAUCUUUAUUAGAAUCUUUAAGUAGUAGAAUAUCCGAAGAACCCGAAUUAAAAACAGCUGAAGAAAACUUGGAAGAAUUAAUCUUAAAAAUUGAAGAAGAACUUUAUUCUCAAUUUGGGAAAGUUGACCAAAAAUAUAAAGCAAAAUACAGAAGUUUGGUAUUCAAUAUAAAAGAUCCAAAAAAUUUAAAUUUCUUUAAGAAAAUUAUGUUCAAGUGGGUUACACCAUAUCAAUUAGUUCGUAUGACAGCUGAUGAAAUGGCAUCCCAGGAGCUAGCUGAAUGGAGAGAACGAGAAAAUAAACAUCAAAUUGAGAUGAUCCGUAAAACUGAAUUAGACAUGAUGAAUCAAUCAAAAGCUCUCCUAAUGAAAACUCAUAAAGGAGAAGAAAUUAUUGAAUCUAAAGAUAACAAAGAAACUAUAGUUUCAGAACUUAAUCCUGACAUUAAGGUUGAGCAGAAAAAACCCCAAAUCCUUCUUAAAUUAACAAGAGAAGAUAAAAAAGAAAAGAAAAAAAGUAAGUAUAAAGAAAGAAGUAAUAGUAAUGAUCGUGAACACAGACAUCAUAAAUCUAGUAGAAACCGUCAUAAAUCACACAAGGAUAAAAAACGUAGAAGUCGUGAUCGAAGUAAAAGCAGAGACAAAAAAGAUAAAAAAGUGGAUAAAAACAAAAAAAUUGAAGUGAAACCCGACCCAGUUGUUACUGAUGAUGUUGAAGUACAUAAAGAAGAUGUUAGUGAUAGAGAACCAAGUUCAACUGUUGUAAUAGCUACUCCGCCUCGAGUGGAAGAAGAAAUUGGUCCUAUAUGGAAAGGAACUAUCAAUUUUACUGAUGUUGCUCGAUGUGAUGUAGCUAUGUCUCGAUUAUCUGGUAAUGUGAUUGGAUUGGAUGUAGAACUUACCUUAACAGUUCUAGAAUGUGUUGGUCGUAUCAAACAACAAACAGUUUGGGAAUAUAUGGGUAAAUUGAAAAAAACUGGUACAAAAGAUAUAAUUGUAACAAAAUUGUUGGCAGGAGGGGUGGAACAACAAAUGUCCUAUUUAAGUCUAUAUCAGUACUUAAGUGCUAAGAACCGCAUUGCGGUUAUUGAUAGCAAACCAUUUCCAAAUAUAAAAGAUUUUUAUAUAUAUCCACUUGGCAGCCAUAGCCCUAUACCUCAGGUAUUGUUGCCGUUAGAUGGACCUGGAGUAGAUGACUAUAGAACACAUUUGUUGUUGGGAAUAAUUGUACGAAAUUCUAAGAAACAGUGGAUUCCACCUUGGAAACAAUCUGAAAAUAAUUAUGUUUUGCCUGAUAUUAACGAUACUUUGGUUUUACCUCAUCUCAAGCCAGCUUUACCAUCUAGUCAAGAUAAUUUUUCUCCAAAAGAAAGUUAUACUCCACCAAGAUCACCGACUAACAAAAUUCUCAGUUUACCAACCCCAGUUCUACCAUUAUCUUCUGUUUUAACUGAUGAUGACUUACCGUAUAUACCUGGUGAAGAAGAACCAUACUCGCCAGUUGAUGAAGAUGUACCUUGUUUAUCUGAUGAAAUGACUACAAGUAUUCAACAACAAAUGGAUGAGUUGACCCUAAAAAUUGAAAGAGAAAAAUUAGAAAUACAAAUGAUGACUGCUGGAUCUCAAAGUGCAAUACUUGAUAACCUAGAUCCUGAUGAAGAAGUGUAUAGUCCUACUAGUGAGCUGGCCCCGUUAACAACUGAAAUUAAUUUACCUAGUAAUAUUAAAGAUAUACUUUCAUCCAUAAAUACAAAAGAACUGCGUUCAACUGAAAUAGAAACAUCUAAAAUUGCAAUGGACACUGAAAAAAAAUGCAGAGAUCCUCGCCAACGAAUUCAAACUGUUUCUUCAGCUGAACCUCCUCCACCUGGUCUUGAAGAUGAAUUUCCACCAUCUUGUAAUCCUAAUACAAGUUUACCUCCACCUAAUUUUUCAUCUCCAUAUAUGCCACCAAUCAAUUAUAUUGCACCCAUUCCUUACCCUUAUCCUCCACCUGGGUAUGUAUCAGAGUCUUACUCCAAUCAGUAUGGACCUCAACAACCUCCUCCACCACCCCCACCAAUGGUCAUAGACCAAAGUAAGUAUAAUAAUUACAAUCAGUCUGGUUAUGCCUAUAAUUCAGUGUACCAACCACCUCCUCCACCACCUUAUACAAAGAAAAAAGGAUCAGGAUUUUGGGCCAGUGGUAAUUCUAAAAAUGAACCAAAAAAGAAAAAGUUUAAAAAAUCUGGUGAUCGAAGGGAUAAAGGUUCUUGGAGACGCAUGUAAUUAUUUCCUAAAUUAUAUUUAAUAUUUUUGGGUCUUGUUUUUAUAACAUAUUUAUUUUACAUGUAAACCCUAUCCUAUCUUGAUAUUGUCUAAGAAUUUUUUUUUUAAUGUAUUUUACACAAUUUCUUAUAUCUAA